CUCAGACUAGUUUCAGUUAUAAGGAAGUGAAACUCACACAGUCACUGACACUGAGAGGAGAAAUGGCGCAGAAAGGAGUUCAGCUGGACCGAGAAACCUUCACUUGUUCCAUCUGUUUGGAUCUACUGAAGGAUCCGGUGGCUCUUCCCUGUGGACACAGCUACUGCAUGAACUGUAUUAAAAGCUUCUGGGAUGAAGAGGAGGAGAAAAAGGGAAUCUACAGCUGCCCUCAGUGCAGGAAGACUUUCACACCGAGGCCUGUCCUGGAGAAAAACACCAUGUUAGCUGUUUUAGUGGAGGAGCUGAAGAAGACUGGACUCCAAGCUGCUCCAGCUGAUCACUGCUAUGCUGGACCUGAAGAUGUGGCCUGUGAUGUCUGCACUGGGAGGAAACUGAAAGCCAUCAUGUCCUGUCUGGUCUGUCUGGCCUCUUACUGUGAGAAACACCUCCAACCUCACUAUGAUGCAGCUCCAUUAAAGAAACACAAGCUGGUGGCCCCCUCCAAGAAGCUCCAGGAGAACAUCUGCUCUCGUCAUGAUGAGGUGAUGAAGAUUUUCUGUCGUACUGAUCAGCAGAGUAUCUGUUAUCUCUGCACAAUGGAUGAACAUAAAGGCCAUGAAACAGUCCCAGCUGCAGCAGAAAGGACUGAGAAGCAGAAGGAGCUCGAGGUGAGACGACUAAACAUCCAGCAGAGAAUCCAGGACCGAGAGAAAGAUGUGAAGCUGCUUCAACAGGAGGUGGAGGCCAUCAAUGGCUCUGCUGAUAAAGCAGUGGAGGACAGUGAGAAGAUGUUGACUGAGCUGAUCCGUCUGAUCCAGAAAAGAAGCUCUGAUGUGAAGCAGCAGGUCAGAUCCCAGCAGGAAACUGAAGUGAGUCGAGUCAAAGAGCUUCAGGAGAAGCUGGAGCAGGAGAUCGCUGAGCUGAAGAGGAAAGACGGCGAGCUGGAGCAGCUCUCACACACACAGGAUCACAACCAGUUUCUACACAACUACCCCUCACUGUCAGCACUCAGUGAGUCUACACACUCAUCCAACAUCAAUAUUGGUCCUCUGAGGUACUUUGAGGAUGUGACAGCAGCUGUGUCAGAGACCAGAGAGAAACUACAGGACAUCCUGAGAGAGGAAUGGACAAACAUCUCACUGAGAGUCACUGAAGAGGAUGUUUUACUGUCACCAUCAGAGCCAAAGACCAGAGCUGGAUUCUUAAAAUAUUCACAUGAUAUCACACUGGAUCCAAACACAGCAAACAGACAGCUGUUAUUAUCUGAGGGGAACAGAAAAGUAACAUUAAUGAAACAACAACAGUCUUAUUCUGAUCAUCCAGACAGAUUCACUGGAUGGUGUCAGGUCCUGAGUAGAGAGAGUCUGACUGGACGUUGUUACUGGGAGGUGGAGUGGAGAGGGAGAGGAGUUAAUGUAGCAGUUACAUACAAGAAUAUCAGCAGAGCAGGGCUUAUAUAUGAAUGUUUAUUUGGAAACAACGAUAAAUCUUGGGCAUUACGUUGUGACACAAACAGUUAUAUAUUUUGGCACAACUAUGUCCACACUGUCCUCUCAGGUCCUCGGUCCUCCAGAGUAGGAGUGUACCUGGAUCACAGAGCAGGGAGAAAAUGAUCUGCAGGAUCCUGCUGCUCCUCAUCCUCACCUCAUGUGUCUCUGGAUCAUUUGUAGUCAAUGUGACACAGACCUCCUAUCAGGCAGAGGAGAACCACAACAUCACACUGGAGUGGACGUUCACCACCAAACCUGACAGAGUCUCUAAAUAUAUUUUUAUAUACUGUCAGCAGAUAAGAAGUGGCAAAGUACAUGAAAUUUUCACUGACAAAGUCCUGUAUCAUGUUCAUGAAGGUGUUGAGGUGUCAGAGUCUCAGGAUGCAAAGUUUUCAGGACGAGUCCAGAGUGACAAAGACGCCCUCAGAGAAGGACGAAUCAGACUUCAGCUGUCCAGACUCAGGACUGAUGACUCGGGUCUGUACCUGUGUGAGGUCAACACUGAUGAUGGCUUCAGUGUUGGAAGACGUCGACGUCGACUCAACAUCACUGGAGCUGAAAGUCCAAAUCUGAAACACUUGGGGACGUUCACAUGUGUUCUGAUAGUUUUGGUGAUCAGUUAUGAUUCUCUGUGCUUCGAUGAUCUUAAUAGGUUAUGCAGUUAACACUGUGGCUCGUCCUUCACCGAGGAUGAAGAGAAAAGACCACAUCCCUUGCAGACAAAACAGCAGAUCUUCUUUUCAAGCAGAGUCUGAAUGUGAGUUCUUACCUCGCACUGAUUCUACUGAUUAAAACUUGCAGCCACCUAAAACUUACUAAAGAGUCAACUAAUACCAGGUGAUUUUCUUUAUGGUACUUUCAAAGUAAAAGCAUCAUUGCUUUAAGACAAGUU
Messenger RNA from Archocentrus centrarchus (flier cichlid), 2382 nucleotides. RefSeq names its product tripartite motif-containing protein 16-like. The record is from RefSeq and is a predicted model, not a curated record. The coding region runs from base 63 to 1613 and encodes 516 amino acids. Gene Ontology annotation, molecular function: zinc ion binding. NCBI's taxonomy places the organism in Eukaryota, Metazoa, Chordata, Actinopteri, Cichliformes, Cichlidae. The transcript is spliced from 5 exons.